Messenger RNA from Xiphophorus hellerii (green swordtail), 3352 nucleotides. Its product is annotated as E3 ubiquitin-protein ligase TRIM21-like. The coding region runs from base 1527 to 2993 and encodes 488 amino acids. Gene Ontology annotation, molecular function: protein binding; zinc ion binding. The record is from RefSeq and is a predicted model, not a curated record. Lineage: Eukaryota; Metazoa; Chordata; Actinopteri; Cyprinodontiformes; Poeciliidae. The transcript is spliced from 2 exons.
AAAACCUGAAUCCAUAGCAUCCGUUGUAGCAAAUGUUGCAAUUUUGGUCCUCAAACAAACCGAGUCUACCAGACUAUCAGGUGUGAAAACACUCCCAUUCUUGUGCAGUAGUUAAUAUAUUAAAUAUCUUUUGUUCAGUGUUCUCAGAAUAUUGAGAUGUGCUGUACAACCAGUAUGACAGGAUGAAUGUUUUUGUCUUUAGCAACAGUUAAUGCCCAAGGCUUGAGCUUGCAUUGCAGCUGUGCUAAGUUCAGUUUACUCAAUGACACUAACAAGUUCAUUUUGGGAUUGUGAAACAAAAUCUUAAAGUUAACUUGAUACAGCCAAACUGCACAUUGGUUUGAUGCCUGAAAUACUGAAGUUUUAGUUUAUGACUGCUUAACAUGAACAUGAAGGAGAAAACAAAUCUAGAGAAAUACUGGAAGUUGGAGGUGGGGCAACACCAGGGAGGAGGUUGAAAUAGACUCACUAAAGUGAAACCGUGUCAGCAAAGCCGCAGACCAGACAACCCGUCUCAGCAACUGAAUCAUACAGUGGUGAGUACAACCCCUGAUAGUUACUGAAUUUCAACAAGUUGUGCUAGCACAGCAUUCAACAGCAAGUUUCAUGAAGCUCUGAUGAAGCUAUUUCCAGUGUUAAAUAGGAAAAGAGUGUGACUGGACAGGUCUCUAGUCCAUCACCAGACAACAGAGAUGCAGGACAGACAACCAUGUACGCACCAAUACCUGAGGACAGUUUAGGGAGACCAGUUAAACCAGUCACGUUUUAGACCUGUGAGAGAAAGCUGGAGUACCCAGAGGAACUCGGACAUGGAGGGAGAACAUGGAAACUCCAGGUGGAAAGGUUGGAAUUUGAACCCACAACCUUCUUGUUGCCAGACAACAACAGUGGUUCUACUGAAAAAUAAUAAUUCAGAUUGAAUUUUUAAUAAUUUUUAUGCAUGUGCUAUAUAUAAAUGUAUGAAUAUUUAUUAUAUAUGCAGCUGUAGGUCUACAGCUGUACUGCUUAAAGUUGGAAAUUUGAUUUUGUUGGCGAGGAAUCGUGUCUGAAAUGUGUAUUCAAUACACAUACAUUCAACUUUUUGAGUUUUACAUCAUGUUAUAAUGUUAUUCCCUCAUCAAAAACAUACUUGGAGUGUUGUCUUGAUCCAUUCAUUCAUGUUUGAGAAAUCCGUUAAUCAUUAUGAUUAAAGGAUUUGGUUGCCAUACCACAUCUGUAUGGUAUAGCAACCAUACAGAUGUGCAAGACGCCUGGGUGGACCUAGCACCACCUUUGUGGCGCAGCUCCUCUUCUGAUUGUAGUGUCCAGGCUUUGGUACAGUAUUUUGUAUUCCAGCGAAUGCAGCAUUUCCCAGGAAUAAUCUGACUGGAUCUUAAAGACAUCUGUGUUUGGCUGGUGGUUUGAUUCAUUCGCAACUAGAGAGGAGAGAACAGAGACUUAGUUGUGUGGAAGCACGAAUAAGUCUAUUCUUCAAACCUUCCACACCUUCAGCAUAUUUCAAUUAUAUUAUCUCUGACUGAGCUGCUAUGGCGAAAGAUGUCAUCUUGAACACUUUGGAAGAAUUAGGUCAGGAAGAGUUUGAGAAAUUCAAGUGGUUCCUGGAGCAACCUGAGACUCUUCCUGAACUCCCAGCAAUCAAGAAAAAACACCUGGAAGGAGCAAAAACCCUCGACAUUGUGGACUUGAUGAUGCAGAUAUACACACUUGAUCGAUGCAGGGAGAUGAUCUGCAAGAUUUUGGAAAAAAUAAACAGGAAUGACCUGCGGACAAGAUUGCCUUGCUAUAAGAAUUCAGAAAACAGGAUGUGUCUGCAGCACGAUAAACCUCUGGAGCUGUUCUGUAGGAACGACCAGACAUGCGUCUGCUUGGUCUGUCCUGUUUUAGACCACAAGAACCACGAGCUGGUUCCUCUGAGAGAAGAAUCUGAAGGAAAGAAGGCAGAGCUGAGGAAGACGGAGGCUGAAGUUCAGGAGAUGAUCCAGGAGAGACGACUGAAGAUCCAGGAGAUCAGAGAGUCGGUGAAGAUCAGUAAAGAUGCUGCAGACAGAGAGAAAGCAGAAGGUGUUCAGGUCUUCAGGGCUCUGAUAGAGUCUGCUGAGAGAGGCCUGAAGGAGCUCCUCAAGGAGAUCCAAGACAAACAGGAAACUACAGAGAAACAGGCUGAAGACUUCAUCAGAGAUCUGGAACAGGAGAUCUCUGAGCUGAAGAAGAGGAGCUCUGAGGUCAAGCAGCUCUCACAGGAUGAAGAUCACCUCCACCUCCUCCAAAGCUUCUCCCCACUGAAAGAUGUUCCACCCACCAAGACCUGGACAGAGGUCAGAGUUCAUCCACCAUCACAUGAGGGGACUGUGGUGAGAGCUGUGGCUCUGGUUGAGGAGAAAAUCAGGGAGAAGAUGAAAAUGAUGAUGGAGGUUGAGAUGAAGUUUGUCCAGCAGUUUGCAGUGGAUGUGACUCUGGAUCCUGAUACGGCUCACCACAACCUCAUCCUGUCUGAUGAUGGAAAACAGGUGAAACAUGGAGAUGUAAGGAAGAAACUUCCAGACAAUCCAGAGAGAUUUUCUACGUACGUGAAUGUUUUAGGACAGCAGAGUUUCUCUUCAGGCAGAUUUUACUUUGAGGUUCAAGUUAAAGGAAAAACAAAAUGGACUUUAGGAGUGGCCAGAGAAUCCAUCAACAGGAAGGGAAUAAUCAACCUGAAUCCUCAGAACGGUUUCUGGACUGUUGGGUUGAGAAAUGUAAAUGAGUAUGAAGUUUGUGCUGACUCUCUAGUCCGUCUCCAUCUCCAUCCUGGUCCUCAGAAGGUGGGGGUGUUUGUGGAUUAUGAGGAGGGUCUGGUCUCCUUCUAUGAUGUAGAUGCUGCAGCUCUGAUCUACUCCUUUACUGGCUGCUGCUUCAAGGAGAAACUCUACCCAUACUUUAGUCCCAGCCUUAGUGAUGGAGGUAAAAACUCUGCUCCUCUGAUCAUCUGUCCUGUUGAUCAGUCUGAUCGUUGAUCUGAUGAAAUGAUGAAGAAUCAUGUGGUUGAAGUCCUGCUGGUGGAGAAGUGAGCUUGGAAACGUCUCAGCAGGAAGUCAACAGUUCAGUUCACAGCUGGAUUAUUUGCUGCAGCUACUUCUUCUUCUGUGUUCUGCACGUUUUCAUCUUUUGAUCACAUAGAUAGAGCACAGCCCACAUAAGGAGGCCUUAGUCCUCAAUGUGGCCGUCACAUGGUCGAGUCCCAACCUGAUGACCUUUUGCCGCAUGUGUUCCUGUUUUUCAUUAUCCUCUUUCCUGUGUGGUCAGACUCUGGAGCCAACAAAAAACCUUAAAACCUUCUUUUUGCAUUUACAGAAAUAAAAAUGUAAAACUGUAA